This is a messenger RNA of Schizophyllum commune H4-8, 1117 nucleotides long. RefSeq lists its product as uncharacterized. The coding region runs from base 84 to 791 and encodes 235 amino acids. The transcript is spliced from 2 exons. NCBI's taxonomy places the organism in Eukaryota, Fungi, Basidiomycota, Agaricomycetes, Agaricales, Schizophyllaceae. The record is from RefSeq and is a predicted model, not a curated record.
AACAGCCUUCGGAAACGUGCCAGGACGUCGAGCUUGCCGUAGCCUCUGACACGCUGCCCUCAUCCCUCUGCUGAUUGCUCGCUAUGUAUCCUCGUCGCGAUCGCAUGGGCCUGCCUGAGCGGGCACACGCAGGCGAUCCCCCAGCCACUCCCAGCAUGCAUAGGCAGGAAGAUCGAUUGCACCGGGGCGGGACCGCUCGACCCACUCACAACACCCUGUCUGCGAGCCGUGGGCCCUCGCACACGACCCACGGGCCCUACGACGUCGAUGCGCCCUUUGCACAUCCCUAUGCGUCGCCUGCGCCCUCGGCCCCUCACUCUCACCACAUGGCCUCCUCCUAUGUUGCCGAACCAAAGGAUUACCGCUCGCAACGCGCCCCUGUCGAGACCAAGUCCUCUCGUAGUACCGCGUCCGCCGUCAAACCCUCCAACAUCCGCAAACCCAAGCACACAUCUCACCUCCGCUUCCCCAAGUCCCCCCUCCCCCGCCCCGAGCACACCCUCUUGUUUGGCGCCAUGGGCAUGGCCGUAAACACCGGUCGAUACAUACUCGACCAGGGCGGCGCGGCCGUCGGCGGCGGGCUGCUUUAUGGCGAGGACGGUUUCCUUCUGCUGGAAGACAUCGACGACCGCUUCGCACCUCCCACCCACGGUCGACUCAAGGACCGCCGCCGCUCCGAGUCGCAUGCGGGGACUUCCCGCGUCCCACCUCCCAGGGCGAAGAGGUCGGCGUCGGCGCCGCCGGGCGCGCCGCGCCUUCGUCCCGUUGACUUACCACCGAUGAGGGACUGAGCCAGUUACGCGGCCGUCGCUGAGUUCAUACUACGGUCUCCCUGGGUUUGAUUCGCCCUCGCAAUUGGUUUGGGUUCAACACUUCGAUGUUUUUCGAGCGUUUGAUUCGAUGCCUUUCGAGCAUCCUCAGGACACCUCAAUGCGGCGCGCCUUCCUUUUCGUGGCGCGCUCGUAAACUCUACUCUUAUUUUGCGACACCGGAUGUCGCUUAUUAUCCCCGUCGGAUUUCCGACAUGAUUUAUGUGCUUGGUGCGCUAUUGUUUUUAUGUGCUUUUUAGGCGCCUGACGUAUUGCACGACGCCCUUAUCGAACCUCGCGUUCAGCGU